AAGUGGGACCGCCAUCUCGUCCCCAUCUCCCAAAGUCCCAAGCGCGUCAGGAUUCGUGCUCCCGUACCGGCCCCGACGAAUCGGCGGCGACGCGGAGGCCGUCACUUCUCCUUCCACGGCGGCGACCGGCCGGAGAUGGGGGACCAGGAGGCGGAGGAGGCGGCGGCCGGGUUCGCGCGCGCGCGCCACGCGGCGUUCCUGGAGAUGAUGUCGUCCGAGCUCCCCGACGGCUACGCCACGCAGGAGGUCAACCACCUCACCCUCGCCUACUUCGCCGUCGCCGGCCUCUCCCUCCUCCGGGAGCUCCACCGGGUUAACAAGGAUCAAAUUGCCAAAUGGGUUUUGUCGUUUCAAGUACACCCUGAGGCAAACGACGACUUACAUAAUGGGCAAUUUUUUGGAUUCUGUGGCUCUAGAACAACUAAAUUUCCCUCAAAUUUGGUGAAGGACCCUUGCCAUAAUGGUAGCCAUCUAGCAAGCACUUAUUCUGCUCUUGCUAUAUUGAAGAUUGUAGGUUAUGAUGUACUAAACCUUGAUAGCAAGGUUCUUCUAGCGUCGAUGAAAAAACUCCAGCAAUCAGAUGGAAGCUUCAUGCCUACUCAUAUUGGUGCGGAAACAGACCUACGCUUUGUAUACUGUGCAGCUGCGAUCUGCUCAAUGCUGAAAGACUGGUCAGGAAUGGACAAGGAAAAGGCCAAGGAAUACAUCCUUAAUUGUCAGUCAUAUGACGGUGGCUUUGGCAUGGUUCCCGGUUCAGAAUCUCAUGGUGGGGGAACUUUCUGUGCUGUUGCGGCCCUAUAUCUAAUGGGUUUCAUUCAAGUCGAUUUGGCAUCGAACUUACGAGAGUCUGCGCCGAUCGACGUACAAUUGCUAUUGGAGUGGUGUCUUCAGAGGCAAGCAGCAGACGGGGGGUUUCAGGGCAGAAGAAACAAGCCAAGCGAUACAUGCUAUGCUUUCUGGAUCGGAGGCGUGUUGAAGAUGAUUGGCGCCUACCACUUGAUCGACCACGCCGCUCUGCGGGAGUUUCUGCUCACCUGCCAGACACGUUACGGAGGCUUCUCGAAGUUCCCCGACGACGGGCUCCCGGACAUCUACCAUUCGUACUACGGGCUCGCUGCCCUCUCGUUGCUGGGUGAGGAGAAGGAGGUCGAGCCGCUCUGCGCCGAGCUGGGGAUCAUCGCCGCUGCGCUGUAGCUAGCCGAGGCACCGAUCCGAUCUUCCCCGUUGUACCCUCCUUGUAACUCACAGUUUCUCUGCGACCAACGGAUGCUGUAAGACCGAUCCACCAUUACAGCGUGCGGCUGAAAACAUGGAAGCGAUUUUUUUGCA
Hordeum vulgare subsp. vulgare (domesticated barley) is the source of this 1329-nucleotide messenger RNA. RefSeq names its product geranylgeranyl transferase type-1 subunit beta. Lineage: Eukaryota; Viridiplantae; Streptophyta; Magnoliopsida; Poales; Poaceae. The transcript is spliced from 11 exons. Gene Ontology annotation, cellular component: CAAX-protein geranylgeranyltransferase complex. Gene Ontology annotation, biological process: protein geranylgeranylation. The record is from RefSeq and is a predicted model, not a curated record. Gene Ontology annotation, molecular function: CAAX-protein geranylgeranyltransferase activity. The coding region runs from base 136 to 1194 and encodes 352 amino acids.